AUGCAGAAUGGCAAGCAGCUAGCGAAGAAGAGGGAACACGGGAAAGACCUCGGGAACGCCCCACGGAAAGGUGAGACAGACCAACCUUGUAACAAUGUCGCUGUCGCACUUCUGGGGGCGUUUUUCCCGCCCAAGCCGGCCUUCACCGAGGCGAACCUGCCCGCAGACCUCUAUGGUAAGAAGACCGCCGCUGACGCCUUCCUCGCCCGCGAGCAGCGCCUAGACGUGCUCUUUAACAAUGCCGGUAUCAUGGUCGGCCCGAGCGAGUCCGGCAAGCCUAUUCCUGUGACAGCGCAGGGGUAUGAGCUCUGCCUAGGCGUCAACUGCGUGGCCACCCACCUACUGACUAAGCUAUUAACGCCGACUCUCGUCGCCACCGAGGGUCUGACGCGUAUUAUCUGGUAUAGCUCGUUUGGUAUGGAGAUUGGCGCGCACCAGGACGUAGGUAUUGCUACCGACAACCUCGAUUACCAUAAGCCAGAAAAGGAAACCCAGCGCUAUAGCCUAAGCAAGACGGGCGCCUGGGCUCUGGGAAUCGAGCACAACCGCCACUAUAGAGCUCAAGGCGUCGCUAGCAUACCUAUCGAUCCUGGUAACGUCGUCUCCGGCUUACCUCGCGACCAAGGCCUACAGCUACGCAUCGUCGCUAAGCUAGUGUGCUAUCCGACUGUUUACGGUGCCUACACGGCACUUUACGCCGGAUUUUCGCCGGAGGUUGUUUCCGACCAGGUCGACUGGACCAAGGAGUGGGGUUGCUCCAUUUGGACGUAUAUCUCCGCUCCGGUCCGAUUUAACUAA
Messenger RNA from Penicillium griseofulvum, 798 nucleotides. RefSeq lists its product as uncharacterized. Bases 1 to 798 code for a protein of 265 amino acids. The transcript has 5 exons. Lineage: Eukaryota; Fungi; Ascomycota; Eurotiomycetes; Eurotiales; Aspergillaceae. The record is from RefSeq and is a predicted model, not a curated record.